Messenger RNA from Adineta steineri, 693 nucleotides. The record is from the annotation of a GenBank genome assembly. NCBI's taxonomy places the organism in Eukaryota, Metazoa, Rotifera, Eurotatoria, Adinetida, Adinetidae.
AUGAUUUUACAUAAAAUUUAUUCAGAAAUUGAAAUAUUUUUUCGACGAAUUCAAAUGUCAAAAGAUCUUGCUGGUUUUAAUCCUGAAAUUUAUUUUUUAUUAAAUCGUUUAUGGAUAAUUCAAACAUUAAUUUGUAUGUUUUAUUGUAUAAAAAUAAAAAAAUAUUUACCAUCAAUAACAAUUACAAAUAAUUCCAAACAUAUUUUUAUUUCUCAAUUUAAUUAUGUUUUAUUAACAUAUACAAUUUUAUAUUUUACAGAAAUUCUUUAUACUCAUCUUAUUAUAUUUCGAUUUAAUUCAUUUAUUCAUCAUACAAUUGCAAUAAUUAUAUUUAUUUUUACAAUAUUUAAUCAAAAUAUAAUUUGUGUUAGUUAUUUAAUACCUUAUUUAAUUCAUUCACUUUAUUGGUGUUUUCAAGUUCAAUAUGAUUAUCUUUUAUAUAUUUAUAAUAUUUCUCUUAUUCUUGUUAUAUUUCUUAUAAUAUGUUUUAGUAAUUUAACAAAAAAGUUUAAGUUUCAAGUGACUAUUAUUGCUUUAGUUUUAUUUCAUUUUAAUGUUUUUACACAUUUUUAUGAUAAUGAUUUGAAUCGUUUUGAAAAAGAAAAAUUUUUUAAAUUAAUCAAAUCAUUGAUUUUAUCUUUUUUAGCAGCAACACCUUUUUAUGUCUAUUUAAUUUAUAAUAAUAAAAAUUAA